AUUGUCUCCCACCACCAUCGUCCUUCGGUGACCCAACCUCUACAAGUUUUUCUCCCGAAAUACACAUUCAAGAUGGGUGGAGGAGAUCUCAACAUGAAGAAGUCGUGGCAUCCGCUCCUGUUGAAGAAUCAGGAGCGGGUGUGGUUGGAGGAGAAGAAGGCGCUCGAGGAGAAGAAGAAACUCGACCAGCUGCGCAAGGAGAAAGAAGAGGAACGCCAGAUGCAGGAGCUGCAACGUCUACAAGAGGAACAAACGGGUCGGAAACGAACUGAAAAGUUGGAGUGGAUGUAUGCAACCCCCGCGACGGGAUCAAGUCAGAACGCAAACGAGCUUGAGGACUAUCUUCUUGGAAAGAAGCGAGUGGACAAGAUUCUUACUGCUGAUGAGAAUGCCAAGCUUGGAGCCUCGCAUAAGAACUUCAUUGCUGUUCAGAAUGCCAACAACGUCCGCGAUACCGCUUCAAAGAUUCGUGAAGACCCUCUUCUCGCAAUCAAGCAGCAGGAACAGGCUUCCUACGAAGCGCUCAUGGCCAACCCUCUUCGCUUGCGUGAAAUGCAAGAGCGCAAUGGCAUCAAACCGAAGAAAGACAAGAGUGCGAAGAAGCUUGAGAAGGAAGAGCGAAGGAGGUUGAAGGCAGAACGUAGACAGCGAAGGGACCGUUCAGCCAGUCCUCGGGACUACGAGCGACGCCAACGCUCCGUGUCGCGAGACCGUUAUCACUCGCGGCGCUCCCCUGAUUACUCUCGUUCCCGCUCUCCGCCGCGCAGACAUAGUGACUAUCACAGGCGCCGCAGCCCCUCGCCUGAUCGACACCGCCGGGAAAGCCCUGUGCGGGACUCGCGGGCUCGGUCUCGCGACCCUCACGUUCGAACUUGGCCGCGUUCUGACGAAUCCGAGGAGUCUGCUCAUCGCAGCCGAAGCCCUGAGCGAGGUCACAAGCGUGCUCGCAGCCCAAGUCCUCGGCGUCGCGACGAUCGCCGACAGCCUGAACCAAAGCGUCCACGCAUGAGCCCACCACCGUCUCAGCCUUCGGAUGGGGGCACUAUGGCCGAGAAGGCUGCCGCUGCACGAGCUGCACGGCUUGCUGCUAUGUCGUCUGACGCAAACACCAUGAGUGCCGAACGUCAACAACGGCUUGCCAUGCUCUUGGAGAAGGAAAAGGCUGAUCUAGCUCGUGACGAAGAAGACCGCCGCAAGUCGCAGGGUAUGGGCAACUUCCUUAGCAAAGAGCAGAAGAAAGUUUUCGGCGGCUCCAUCGGAUUGGAAGACCGCAUUCGGAGGGGCCGGGGUGGUAUGGUUGUCGAUGCAGAUUAGUAUUUGUACGUUGUGGUGUAAUAUGUUCAACCGAUUCUUUCAAGACGG
Molecule: messenger RNA, 1362 nt
Organism: Mycena citricolor
Lineage: Eukaryota; Fungi; Basidiomycota; Agaricomycetes; Agaricales; Mycenaceae
Source: the annotation of a GenBank genome assembly